AUGGGCAUGAUGCGGUGCCACAAGGGGGUAUCCCUUUCUAUCCUAGCCUCCUUGUCCUUCCUUUCCUCACCUUUUCCCCUCUCCACUGCUUCUUUCCGCUCCUCCUUUUGUCCUUUCCCUUCCUUCUCUCUCCCCUCAUUUUCUUUCCUCUCCUUUUCUUUUCUCGCAUUCCCUCUCCCUUCCUCUCCUCUCUCCUUCCCUCUCGUCUCCUGUUCACUCCUCUCUUUUACCACCCUUUCUUCCCCCUUCCUCUCCUUAUCUCCCAUGUCGUUCUCUCUCCUCUCCUUCUCUUCCCUUUCCCUCUCCCUCCUCUCCUUCUCGUCCCUUUCCCUCUCCCUCCUCUCCUUCUCUUUCCCUUUCCUCUCCCUCCUCUCCUUCUCCCUCUCCCCCCUUUCCCUCUCCCUCCUCUCCUUCUCUUUCUUCUCUUUCUCCCUUUCCCUCUCUCUCCUCUCCUUCUCUCUCCCGUUCCCUCUCCCUCCUCUCCGUCUCUCCCCUCUCCUUGUCCCUCCUCUCUUUCUCUCCUCCUCUCCUUCUCUCCCCUUUCACUCUCCCUCCUCUCCUUCUCUGCCCUCUCUUGCACGUGACGAUGCUUCUCCUCCUCCUCCACCUUCCUCCUCUUUCUCUCCUCGUUUGUUCCAUGAUCAGUGCCCCUUCUUUCCCUCUUCUGCUCAUGCUCCUUCCCACCCUCUCGUCCUCUCUUCUCCCCCUGCUCCUUCGCCCUUCUCUCCCCCCCCUCCUCUCCACCUUUCUCUUUUUUCAACCCAAUUUUACUUCCCCCCUCCUGUUUCUCUCCCUCUCUCCUGCCUUUUUGACAUUUUCAUCUUCCCUCUUUUCCUCUUUCCUCCCAUCCUUCCUCUCCUCCUUCCUAACUUCCCCCUUCUUCUCUUUCUUAUCAUCCUUCUUUUCCUCUUUCCUCCCAUCCGUCUUUUCCUCCCUCCUCUCUUCUUUCCUUCCACCCUUCUUACCCUCUUCCAUCUCGUCCCUCUUAUCAUCCUUCUUCUCAUCCGUCUUUUCGCUCAUUUUAUAUUUUUGCAAAAUACCUUCCCUUUCCUCUUCCCUCUUACCUUCCCUUCCACUUUUAGUAUGCUUAAUAACCACAUCCCUUCUCGUUUCCUCCUCCCCUUCUCCGUUCCUCCUCCCCCCUUUUCCUUUCCUCCUCCCUUCUCCGUUCCUCUGCCCUUCUCCUUUCCUCUUCCUUUCUCUUUCCCUCCUCCUUCCUCUCCUCGUCCUCCCUACUCCUUUUCUUAUCCUCCUCUUUCAUUCCCUUAUCCUCCUCCCUCCGUAUCCCCUUUUCAGCCCUUCUCCCAUCCUCCUCCCUUCUCCUAUGCUCUUCCCGUCUUCUAUCCUCUUCCCUUCUCCCAUCCUCUUCCCCUUCUCUUAUCCUCCUCCUUUCUCCUAUCACCCCUUCCACUUUCCUCUUUCUUUUCAUCCCUCCUCUCAACCCUCCUCUCCUCACUCCUCUCCUCCACCCGAUGGCCCAAACUCACACCACCACCUUUAACCUCCCCCUUCCCACUCUUCUCUAUCUCAGCAUUUCGCCUCUCCUGUUCCUCCCCUUUCUUUGCAUCUCUCCCCUCCGCACGCUUCUCCUCCUCCUUCCUUCGCUUCUUCUCCCUCCCUUCCUCUCCCUCCUCCUCCUCUUCCCCUUUUCUCCUCCCUCCCUUGCCCUUAGCACUCCAAGCCCCACCUCUUUCUCCUCCUCUUCCCUUCACAUCGUCUCUUCCUCCUCCUUGCCUUGCAGUGUCGUCCCCUCCACCCUUACCAACCCUUGCUUCUCUUGCUUGCCCUUCUGCAUUGUGGCGGCUGUGGGUGUUCCUUCCUCCUCCUUCCCUUCCUCCUUCCCUUCCUCCUUCCCUUCCUGCUUCCCUUCCUCCUUCCCUUCCUCCUUCCCUUCCUCCUUCCCUUCCUGCUUCUUUUCCUCCUUCCAUUCCUGCUUCCCUUCCUCCUUCCGUUCCUGCUUCCCUUCCUGCUUCCCUUCCUUCUUCCCAUCCUCCUUCCCUUCCUCCUUCCCUUCCUCCUUCCCUUCCUCCUCUUCCUCCUUCCCUUCCUCCUUCCCUUCCUGCUUCCCUUGCUUCCCUUCCUGCUUCCCUUCCUGCUUCCCUUCCUGCUUCCCUUCCUCCUUCCCUUCCUCCUCCUCCCUUCCUCCUUCCCUUCCUCCUUUCCUUCCUCCUUCCCUUCCUGCUUCCCUUCCUGCUUCACUUCCUGCUUCUCUUCCUGCUUGCCUUCCUGCUUCCCUUCCUGCUUCCCUUACUGCUACCCUUCCUGCUUCCCUUCCUGCUUCCCUUCCGCUUUCCCUUCCGCCUUCCCUUCCUCCUUCCCUUCCUCCUAUUACUCUCCCUCUCCUUCCCUUCCUUCCCGUCCUCCCCUUCCAACCCCUGCGCUGCUUGCAGCGUUGCCUCCUGCUCUCUCCAAUCUCUCCACGUGUACAGAACUCCCACCCCUCGUUAUUGUCACAUAAACAUCCCUCCUCUCUGCUGCAUUUCCUACAUUUCGUUCACGUGCCUCCCUACCGAUAUCUCUACCUCCCCCAACACUACUGCUGCCCCUCGUUCUAGUCAGGUGCACCAACUCCCUCACCCUCUCUACUGA
Closterium sp. Yama58-4 is the source of this 2589-nucleotide messenger RNA. NCBI's taxonomy places the organism in Eukaryota, Viridiplantae, Streptophyta, Zygnematophyceae, Desmidiales, Closteriaceae. The record is from the annotation of a GenBank genome assembly.